This is a messenger RNA of Helianthus annuus (common sunflower), 1079 nucleotides long. RefSeq names its product ethylene-response factor C3. Lineage: Eukaryota; Viridiplantae; Streptophyta; Magnoliopsida; Asterales; Asteraceae. Gene Ontology annotation, biological process: regulation of DNA-templated transcription; ethylene-activated signaling pathway. The coding region runs from base 29 to 703 and encodes 224 amino acids. Gene Ontology annotation, molecular function: DNA-binding transcription factor activity; DNA binding. The record is from RefSeq and is a predicted model, not a curated record. The transcript has a single exon.
UUUAUGUGAUCCAUCACAACUCACAUUAAUGGCGAAUAAUCCUUUCAUUCAACAAUACUACCCCACCUCCGGCUCAGAUUGCUCGCCGGAAUCCUCUUACUCAUGGGAUGAACUUCUUUUCCAACACAACUCACUCCCUUUCAAUCUAAACGAUUCUGAAGACAUGCUUCUCUUUGAAAUGAUCGCGUCAAACCAAACGACAGAUCAAUCGUCUGAGUCGAAUUCCUCCACCGCCCGAGUUGUGAAGGAAGAAGAAGUCAGCUCCAAAACCAAACCUGAAAUAUCUAAAAAACAGAAAUCGUAUAGAGGAGUGAGAAGGCGGCCGUGGGGGAAGUUCGCGGCGGAGAUACGCGAUUCCACAAGGCAUGGAAUCCGGGUUUGGCUCGGGACGUUUGACAGUGCCGAAGCAGCCGCGAUGGCGUAUGAUCAGGCCGCAUUUGCGAUGAGAGGGACUGCAGCGGUGUUGAAUUUUCCUGUGGAGAGUGUGAAGGAGUCAUUGGAGGAAAUGAAAUAUGGAUUUGAAGAAGGGUGUUCGCCGGUGAUGGUGCUAAAGAAACGCCACUCAAUGAGGAAAAAACCGGUUAGUAGAAAAAAUAAAAAAGUUGUAGGAGGGGCUACAAAUAAUAUUGUGGUUUUUGAGGAUUUGGGGGCAGAGUAUCUUGAACAGUUACUGACAUGCUCGGAAAGUACGAUGAAUCAUUAAUGACUUCUGGUUUUGUGGUCGGAAAUCUUAGACUUAGGGUGUAGAGGGGAUUGGGUUUGGAUCAUUGCUUGAUACAUAGUAAGUGUGGGAUCCACAAAGUAAUACUCAAAAACUAGGGUGUGGUGUGGCUUAACUUGUCGUGCCCAGCCAUGUGAACUUUUUUUUGGUUUGACAACGGCUACCCUCAAUGGCUAGAUCGAACUAGCCAACCAAAGCCAAACAUGUCACCUACUCCCACCCUACAGUCUUAAGGUGUCCUUCCUCGUACCUACGAUCUAAAAGGAUCUUGAUUUGUUUCAUAAAUCUAUGUUACCAUUUGUAUCUUCAUCUCUUUGUAAAUUUUAUGUUUAGAUAAUUAGAUACCUUGAUGAGCAAA